CUGAGUACUGACAAGUGACAACGCCCAACAGCCCUAACAACGGCGACCGAUAUAAUUGUAAUGAUCAAACUUUUAAAAUACUGUAAUAAAUAAUUAUAUUGUGUUCAAACUUCAAAAAUAUUCGUAUAAUUAUGAAGUUAUGAUGAAUGGUUACUUGCAUUAUUUUUUUACAUUGCUUUGCUGUAGCUUACCAAGCAUUAAAUCAGAUUCACUUCGUUAUUACUACGAUUAUGAAUGUAACGAGCCUUUAAUAGAGUCAGCGAAACUAAGUGCAACAUCCAGCUUAAGAGAGAGAGGACCCGAUAAUGCUAAGUUGUAUGGUGUGAACGCGUGGACAGCAUCAGAAAAUGAUUUUGAUCAACAACUCAUCAUUGAUCUGGGUUCUGUGAAAAAUGUGACAAGAGUGGCGACACAGGGCAGAGCUCAUUCACAAGAAUUUGUGCAAGAGUAUCAUAUAAGUUAUGGUAGCAAUGGACUUGAUUAUGUCCAGUAUAAAGCGGCUGGUGGAGAAGUUAAGAUGUUCAACGGCAACCAUGAUGGUAAUACGGUGGUGAAGAAUGAAUUCGAGGUUCCCAUCAUAGCGCAGUACAUCCGCAUCAACCCCAUGCGCUGGCGAGACAAGAUCUCCAUGAGAGUGGAACUCUAUGGCUGUGAUUAUGUCGCCGACACAUUGUUCUUCAACGGCAGCUCCCUCGUGAAAGUGGACCUGCUCCGCGACCCCGUGUCGGCCUCUCGAGAGAUGAUCCGCUUCAGGUUUAAGACGAGUGUGGCUUCCGGGGCUCUCAUGUACUCGCGCGGCACGCAGGGAGACUACAUCGCGCUGCAACUCAGAGACAACCGACUCGUGCUCAACAUGGAUCUGGGUUCCGGAACGUCCACGUCCCUAUCGGUGGGCAGUCUCCUGGACGACAAUGUGUGGCACGACGUGGUGGUCUCCCGCAACCGGCGCGACCUGAUCUUCUCCGUGGACCGGGUCGUGGUGCAGGGCCGCAUCCGCGGGGAGUUCUCGCGGCUCAACCUGAACAGAGCUUUCUACAUCGGAGGAGUGCCAAACUUCCAGGAAGGUCUGGUAGUCACUCAGAACUUCACAGGGUGUGUGGAGAACAUGUACUUGAAUGCGACCAAUGUGAUCUCGAAGCUGAAGGAGGGCUAUGAUACCGGGGAACCCUUCAAGUAUCAGAAAGUCAACACACUGUAUACCUGUCCCGAGCCACCGGUGGUGCCCGUGACCUUCCUGAAGGAGAGCUCGUAUGCCAAGCUGCGAGGCUACUCCGGGGGCACCUCUCUCAACGUCUCACUGGAGUUCCGCACCUACGAGCAGCACGGCCUCCUGAUCUAUCACAAGUUCAAGACCGACGGCUAUGUUAAGGUGUAUCUGGAGGAGGGUAAAGUGAAGGUGGAGUUAUUCACGGAGGGCUCGCCCAAGGUGCGCCUGGACAACUAUGCGGAGCAGUACAACGACGGACGCUGGCACGUGCUGAUGCUGACCAUGGCACCUGACACGCUCACGCUAUCUCUGGACUUCCGCCCCGUGCGGACCACCAAGAAGCUGCGGUUCUUUACUGGAGCCAGCUACUACAUAGCUGGCGGUAAGACUCCCCCGCGCGGGUUCGUGGGCUGUAUGCGACGGAUCGCGGUGGACGGCAACUACCGGCUGCCCACCGACUGGAAGCGGGACGAGUACUGCUGCCCCGACGAGGUGGUGUUUGACGCCUGCCACAUGAUCGACAGAUGUAACCCGAACCCCUGCGAGCAUGGCGGCUUGUGCACGCAGACUGCGGAUGAGUUUACGUGUGCGUGCACGGGCACUGGUUACGCGGGCGCUGUCUGUCACACAUCCAUCCACCCGCUGUCGUGCCAGGCGUACGCCAACGCGGCGGGUCUGAGUCGCUCGGUGGACGUGCACAUCGACGUGGACGGCUCCGGCCCGCUGUCGCCCUUCCCCGUCUCCUGCAGCGCGUACUCGGACGGGCGCAUCGUGACGGAAGUGAACCACGCGUCGGAGAGCUCCGUAGUGGACGGGUACCAGGAGCCGGGCAGCUUCAGACAGGAGAUCGUGUACGACGCGUCGCGCGCGCAGCUCGAGGCGCUCAUCAACAGGUCGCACGCGUGCACGCAGCGGCUGCAGUACAUGUGUCGCCACUCGCGGCUGCUCAACUCUCCCAGUGAGGAAGCCAACUUCCAGCCGUUUGCGUGGUGGGUCUCCCGCGGGGGACAGCGCAUGGACUACUGGGCCGGAGCCACGCCGGGCUCGCGCAUGUGUGCGUGCGGCGUGCUGGGCUCGUGUGUGGACCCCGCCAAGUGGUGCAACUGCGACGCCGAGUACACCUCGCACAGGACGGACGAGUUCCAAGUUGACGGUGGCGACAUUGUUGAGAAAGAGUUCCUACCCGUGAAGCAGGUACGGUUCGGGGACACCGGCAGCCAUCUUGACGAGAAAGAGGGACGCUAUACGCUCGGGCCUCUGCUGUGCGAGGGAGACGAUCUGUUUAGCAACGCGGUCACGUUCAGAAUAGCUGAUGCGGUGAUUGCUUUGCCCAAUUUCGACCUCGGGCACAGCGGUGAUAUAUACUUCGAGUUCCGGACCACAAAGGACAAUGCCGUUCUGUUGCAUGCUAAGGGCCCUCAAGAUUACAUAAAGCUAUCGAUAAUUGGUGGAGAUCAGCUGCAAUUCCAGUUCCAAGUGGGGGACACGCCGUACGGAGUUUCCGUUGAGACCAGCUCGCGGCUCGCCGACAACAAGUGGCACUCUGUCUCCAUCGAGAGGAACAGGAAGGAGGCCCGCGUGGUGGUGGACGGCGCGCUCAAGAACGAGAUCCGAACGGCUCGCGAGCCGGCCCGCGCGCUCUCACUCACCACGGCGCUGGCUCUGGGCGCCACGCUCGACCGCAAGGACGGCUUCGUGGGCUGCGUGCGCGCGCUGCUGCUCAACGGACGACCCGUCGACCUGCGAGCGCACGCCCGCAGAGGGCUGUACGGCGUGUCGGAGGGCUGCGUGGGUCGCUGCUCGUCGUCGCCGUGUCUCAACAACGGCACGUGCCUGGAGGGCUACGACUCGUACGCCUGCGACUGUCGCUGGACCGCCUUCAAGGGCCCCAUCUGUGCUGACGAGAUUGGCGUGAACCUACGUCCGAACUCGAUGGUGAAGUACGACUUCCUGGGGUCGUGGCGGUCCACCAUCAGCGAGCACAUCCGUGUCGGGUUCACUACAACCAACCCCAAAGGGUUCCUGCUCGGUUUCACCUCUGACAUUUCCGGGGAAUACCUGACGCUGAUGCUGUCCAAUUCAGGUCACUUACGUGUAGUAUUCGACUUCGGGUUCGAGCGGCAGGAGAUAAUAUUCCAGGGGAAACACUUUGGGCUGGGCCAGUACCACGACGUAAGGCUUUCUCGGAAGAAUGGUGGCGCGACCAUGGUUUUGCAGGUGGACAACUACGAGACGCAGGAGUACAACUUCAACAUCCGCGAGAGCGCCGACGCGCAGUUCAACAACAUCCAGUACAUGUACAUCGGGCGCAACGAGAGUAUGCACGAGGGCUUCGCGGGCUGCGUCAGUCGCGUGGAGUUCGACGACAUCUACCCGCUCAAGUUGCUGUUCCAGCAGCAGCCACCACCCAACGUGCGCACCAUCGGUGGCAUCCUACAGGAAGACUUCUGCGGCGUGGAGCCAGUGACGCACCCGCCCGAGCCCGUGGAGACUCGUCCCCCGCCUCGCACAGACCUCGACGCUGAGUUGGACUACCACCGGACCGACGAGGCUAUCCUGGCCACGGUGCUGGCCUUCAUAUUCCUUCUGCUGAUCAUAGUGGCCGUAGUGCUGGUGCGCUCUCUGUCCCGCCACAAGGGAGAAUAUCUCACACAGGAGGAGCGUGGUGCGGAGGGCGCAGCCGACCCCGACUCUGCCGCACUGGCCGCAGCAACUGGCCCGCGCGUCACCAAGCGACGCGAGUUCUUCAUAUAGACGUGCACGAACACGCACGCACACAGUCACACACACAGUCACACACGCACACGCACGUAUUAUGUCAUCAUGCAGGAGCUAAGCCUGACCACUGCUUAUUACUACUACACAUUAGACUACUACUUCUACAUCUUAGAUCAUAUAUACGUCUAGAUAGACUGUGACAGCUGUGAAAACUUCGAAAAAGAUUGACAGUUAACAUUUAAUUAAUGGGAAGACUACAAUAAUUACUGUCUACUCCAAAUGUCACGAGGGGCUGCUGAAAAGCAGUGGUGUAUUGAUGUCUCAAGCACUCAACACAACUAAGUACUGAGUCAGCUCCUUUUAGCAAUGAAUCACGAGCCGCACAGUUUCAUAUGAGUAUUGUUAUUUUAAAUAUUAUAUUGCUAUUUUUUAUCCCUCUUUAAUUAAGUAAAUAUAUAUUUUCUCCUCCUCUAAUGUGAUUUAGUAUUGUAAGAUGUAAUCUAAAGAUCAGAUUAGUGUGUGGCGUUAAAUUAUUGCUGGUAAAGAUUUUUUUAUAUCUUUUACUAUUUCUAUUCUGAGCAAUGAACGCACACUAAACAAAUAAACCUGACCGGUUUUUAUUUGUUGUCUAUCUAGACGUAUAAAUCAUCUAAGUACAACAUUAUAAUUUAAGACCAGCUCCAUAUAUAACGAACGACGGCGACAGCAACCCGUCGAACGAAAGGGAAAUAUAGUGAGUGGGGAGGCGAGCGAAAGAGAAGGGAGAAAUGUAGUUCGCCAUUGUUGUUUGUAUGUGGAAAGGCUUAACUUUUCAUCUAUUAUGUUUUCGAAUAGUAUUAACAGUAUUAAACGGAAUAAUUAAUAUGAUUAUAAGUCUUCCCCGGCAUUUCCUCGUAUUACCUUAUAUAUUAUAUAAAGUUCUUGCUUAUGGUUUGAAAUGACAACGAAAUGUCGGGUUAAGUAUAUCCCCUUGAAUUAUGGCAGAUAUCCUAUUACGUGUUAAUACAUUAUCAUAUAUCACGACUGGUAUACAUUCAUCUAUAAUCAAACGUUUCAUACUGUGUAUCUCUUGUUCUAAUUAUGUUUGGGAUAAAAAAUAUAUCUCAUAUGUUACAAACAUGAACAAAUAUGUGUUUUCAUUCAAAUAUUAUCGCAUAGAUGUGAAUUUUUUAUAUAAAAAACGUACGUACGUUUAUUUCUUAUUUCGUUUCUUCUCAUAAAUGUAUUCUUAUAUAUAUUAUAUAAUCCAAGAAAGCACGUUAUGUGUUUACGCAACGCGCCCUUCGGCAAUUUUCGGUAAUAAUAAGAUCGCUACAAUAAAUCGUUAAUUUGUAAAACACAACAAUAUGUAACUUUCAAAUUUGUUCAUUAUAAAAAACUUUCAAAAUGUUGAUGCAAAUGUAUAUAUUUACAAGAAUACCAUAUAAAAGAAUUAUAUAUUAUGUUAAAACAUUAUUAUGAACAAGAGAGAACACGUUAUUGAAAACGUGAACACAUAUUGACUCCAUUUGUCACAAUUUUUUUUAAUAUUGUUUUGUGGUUGUCCUGCAUUUCAAUGAAUAUUCUAUUGUACCUGUGUAUAAUUUCCAGUGACUCAAUUUUUCAUUUUUAAAUCAUGUAUUUAGCAUUCCAUUUGAAUCUAUUAUUAGUAUCAUCACAUUUUAAUCAGUUAAUUAUAUGGAAGACCAAAAUUGUCCCUUCUACAUAAAGACAUUAUUUUUUUUUUCCAAUAUUGGAUACAUUUUUCGAAGUAUUGUUGCAAAAUCAAAGGAUUUCAUUAAACAUUAUUGUAAGAAUCAUUUUCCAAUAACAUAUACCACUACAAAUGAAUCUCACAGCACAAAGGCUUGCUUUAUUACUUACGUGUAAUGCUGUUUUGCACAAACUUGUCAGUUCUCAAUAAUGUAUCUUAACUUGACUUUACUGCUAAAUUUAAUAAGGAAUAGUUUUAUUUGUACAAAAGUUAAUUCAACAGAGGGUAGAUCUAACGGAAUGGUUUCUUUUAUAUUACUCUUGUUGUGUUUGGACGUCUCUUUGAAUAAAUCAUGCUCCACAGAAUUUGUCGUAGCAGAAACAAUACCGUUCAUUGAUCUAGGUAACUAAUGGUAAACAAGGUCAUAGUGCGAGAAACGGUAAGAGUUUAAGUAAAAGCACAGAGUAGGGAUAAGUAAGAGUUAUACUCGAGACUAAAGAGUUGACAGUAAUUUGUUAUGGGUUUUAAAUUAUCAAUAAUAUUUAUGUGAAAUAUCAAUAGCAUUUCAAAUGUAUAAAAGAAAUAUAUAAUAUUAUUCUUUCUGCUGAUAACUGUAGUUAUAGAAAAGGUAUAAAAGAAUAACAGUUGGUUGCAGACAAAAUGUCUGUCAAUAAUUUGAGUUACAUUGUUGGGAACUGGCAUUCUAAGGACUGCUUAAGGUUCUCCCAAGAGUGCCAUCUGGCUACUUUCUAUAAUAUACAGUAUUUAAAUAUUGGAUUUUUACAUUACUUCGAUGAUUAUUGUGACUUAGUUUAGUUUUAGGUUCGUAUUUUGAUAUUAUUAUUACUAAUGAAUUAAGUAUGUCUUAGACGGAGGUUACACGUUCAGUUUGGUACGAUAGAUAUAGGAUAGAAGUGUUUUUUUUAAAAAAUACUUUUAUAAUCUAUGUUAUGCGUUUUUUUAGUAACCUAUCAAUCGUUUGUCAGUCUCCCCGUAGGCAGCGGCAACUGACACAUGGUCAUACAACGAGUCGAAGAAAUUUUUGAGAGCUUUACAACAUAUUCUGAGAUUUAGCUGUUGAAAUUAUCGCUAAGUAUUUAAAAGCCUCGCAGUAGCAAGGUCAGUUAAAGUUAGUUUUGUUUUACCAUUUGCAACAAGUUAUUGAAACGGGUUUCUUUCGAUAUUGCAAAAGAAUUUUGUGUCCCUUAUCACAUUUAGUAAAAUAUAAGUGUUUGUAUUAUUAUUAUUUUCACUAUUGUUAUUAUUAUGACGGGUACUCACGAUAUAUAUUUAAUUAAUUUGAUGCCGAUAUUUAGAUCUAAUUGCAUGAAUCGUGGUCGCGGCGGAACUGCGGAGGCGGCGAGAAGCUGUUGCCACAUUGACACUUGACAAGUACAUCAAUCUGUCCACAUGGCCCCUAAUUCGUGUUGGUUUUUUAUUUUCCCUAGCCACUUUAUGCACACCGCUUUCUUUUAAUGUUAUGAUUCCGCAUAAACAGGGCUAAUAUUGUCUGUUUCCGCGAAUUACUUUUUGGAUAGAUUGAUAGUCAGUGUGCCUUACCGUAAACCGCCUAUAAUUCUAUCAUUGGAUACCAAACUAAACUUGUAGUCUCCGUCUAAUACUGAUCGAUUUGUGACAAUUUAUAAUUUUCAUGACAUUUUUAGUGUUUAAAUAUUUAAUUAAUGGAACAUGGUCAGUUAGCUGAAAGUGGCACACAACUCUAUGAAUUGUACUUAUACACUGGGUAUAUUAUUGACUCUGACAGUUAAAAACGUUGAAUUUAGCAAGAUGCUGAAUCAACUUUUUUAUGUCUAUAUGCUGGUGGAUUUCUAUCAGGUUAAACUCAUUAUUUUUAUAGACAUUAAGAACCUUACUGUCCUAUAUAUCCACUUUGUGGAGUCAUCUACCGGCAGUAUUCUCUUAACCUUCAAGAUUUGAAUAUAUCGUCAUGAGAAAACUAGUGAGACUUAUUGAUUUCAUUUUUAUUAAGGUGUUAACAACCUGUACGCCUCACGCGCUAAUUGGCGAAACAAAGAGGAAUUUGAAACUCUAUAUUCACUGACCUUUGAUCUAGAAUUAAUAAAAAAAAAUUGAUCCAUAAAAUAAGAUCCUGUAAAUCCACAAUGGCUGGCCAUUCAGCAACUGUUACGUACGUGUGAUUCUCCUGGUGUUGCAAAAGAACACUACAGCGGAGAUCAAUAUCAUCUGGUGAUCAUUAAUAUUCUAAAUUCGACGCUAAAAUCAUAAGCCUUAAAGGCCGGCAACGCUCGUGUGAUUACUCUGGCAUUGCAAGAAAACGUGGGCGACGGUGAUUACGUAACACGAGGUGACGGGACCUUUUCUAUAAAAAAAUAAAUAAAGCGGCCGUGCCAUAGACCACACCAAUUGCCACCUGUUCCUGUUGUGUUACAGUUUCCGCAAUAAUUAAAUGAUUGUAUUCGUAGUCUAUAAACAUAGUUUUUGUAUGUUUGUAUGUGUAUUUUAUGUUUAGUGCUUAGAUACUUAGAUGUGUAUUUUUUGAGUUUUUAUUUUCCGUCCAGACGCCACGUGUCUCAGCUACUUAAAAGUAUUUUAUAUGUGAUUAUUUUACUGAAUUAUAUUAUUUGUGAAUCGAGUGAGUUAUUAUUUAGUACGAAUUCGUUUUUGCCGCUUAUAUGUAAAAAACAUUGUAUAAAAUAUAAUUUGAAAUUGUGCGGUCCUACUAUCCUCAUACAAAGUCUCAUGUUUAGUUCAGAUAUGUGUCGAAGCCCGUAUAUCCUAAGCUGCAUUCGUCGAUUUCAACCCCUGCUAAUCUGUUCAUAAUUAUGCAGUUUUAAGCCAAAUUAAGUUAGAAUAACACACAUAAAUAAUAAGUGAUCAGUUUGUAUGAGGAGAGGUAGGAGUCCGCGCAGUCACGUGGUGAGGUGUCAGCAGUGCCUUACCCCGCACGUAGACUUAGUAGAGGUAUUAUUUUACUACGGAAUCACGAAUAAAUUUCGAUUAUAAA
Leptidea sinapis is the source of this 8604-nucleotide messenger RNA. RefSeq names its product neurexin-4 (gene Nrx-IV). The transcript is spliced from 25 exons. Bases 140 to 3961 code for a protein of 1273 amino acids. The record is from RefSeq and is a predicted model, not a curated record. NCBI's taxonomy places the organism in Eukaryota, Metazoa, Arthropoda, Insecta, Lepidoptera, Pieridae.